Chaetomium fimeti is the source of this 903-nucleotide messenger RNA. RefSeq lists its product as uncharacterized. The coding region runs from base 1 to 450 and encodes 149 amino acids. The record is from RefSeq and is a predicted model, not a curated record. The transcript has 3 exons. NCBI's taxonomy places the organism in Eukaryota, Fungi, Ascomycota, Sordariomycetes, Sordariales, Chaetomiaceae.
AUGCAUAUCACAGCCCCCUUUCAACUGCUCCUUGUUGCCCUGGCUGCAACUCAGUCUUCGGCCUCUCCGCUAGCCGCUCCCGCGCCGGGUGAGGUUGAAGCUCGCACUAUUACCCACAACACCAUAGGGAAGCGCAGCUUUUGGACCUCGUGCAACAGCUGCUCCAUUGGCGGUAGCGGUGAUAACCCCUACUUGUUGUGCAUGUGCCGCAGAACGAACGGUCUGUAUUCCAAUGCUCAGCUGUACCUCAACACUUGUCUCGCCAACCGUAACGGAAAGCUCAGCUGGGCAAGGAAUGGGAACUUUGGGAGGAGUUGCUGGGGCCAUCGGGUAGAGAGCGACGGUUGGUUUGUGUCCACUUGCAGCCGAAGUGGCGGAUCUACGAUGAACGGGAUACCCCUGAAACACGUCCACAACCGCGACGGCGCUCUUGUUUGCAGUGGCUUCUAAGACGGAUGCCGGAGAUUCGAUGCCACGGGUAGAAACGGUGACGCCAUGCAUCGCGGUAAUGGGCGAAGGACAAAGACUCAGGUGUCAAGGUAGUCUAAUACCUAGGCUUCAAUGCAGUCCAUCAGUCCGUGGAGUUUAUUCUUCUACAUUCACAAGCGUGCCUCUUCAGGAUGGGCAAGGGGACAUCGGCAUGGGGGCGAGACGAACCCCAGAACAUGUGGCUUUCGAUUAAUUAGCGCCAGCAGCGACUUGGCCGGCGCGUUGAAGGAUUCGGGUGCGCCGACUAACGGUCUGGGCGUGUGACAGGCAAUCCUUCGGGUUUGUCUCAGGAGUUUCGGUGACGGUAAUUGGUAGUAUCUGGUAGUGGGGAGCGGGAAAUAGAGUAGCAUGGGAAGGUUGGUAAGUUCGUGGGAAAAAAGAAGACGGGGUUCUCAGGCUUUGUUUUUCUCGGGC